This is a messenger RNA of Phytophthora sojae, 1045 nucleotides long. RefSeq lists its product as hypothetical. NCBI's taxonomy places the organism in Eukaryota, Oomycota, Peronosporomycetes, Peronosporales, Peronosporaceae. The record is from RefSeq and is a predicted model, not a curated record. Gene Ontology annotation, biological process: protein phosphorylation. The coding region runs from base 1 to 834 and encodes 277 amino acids. The transcript has a single exon. Gene Ontology annotation, molecular function: protein serine/threonine kinase activity; ATP binding.
AUGUUCGACGAGCAAACGCAGGCUGCUCUGCGUAAGUUGGUGCUCAAGGAGCUGGUGACAGCGGUGAAGACGCGAGUGCACACGGGGCAGAACGCCAAUGUGUUUCAUGGUGUCGGGUUGGAGAAAGCGACCGGACGGGAACGGGAGCUGACACUGAAGAUAUUCAAGACCAGCAAGGGCGAUCUCACCAAAGUCACCGAGUGCGAUUCGACCGGCCGACGGUACGGCAUGGACUACGUCCGUAAGAGUAUUCGAAGACACCUCAAGGCCCAGAGUGAACGCGAGUACAAGUAUCUGAGCCGCGCGUACGCUGCACUUUCGAUCGGGACAGUCACCGAGACGGAAUUGAAGGUAGCGUCAGCUGGUCGCUGUGCGCGUGUUCCGAAGCCUUUUAUCCUCCUGGAGCACAUGCUAGUCACCGAAUUUGUUGGGGUGGACGGACACCUCGCUCCUUCUCUGGGAGACGCAAGGUUGAACGGCGAACAGCUCCGCAGCGCCUACACAGACAUCCUGCGUGCCGUGCGCCGCCUGUACCAGCGCGCGCGACUUGUUCACGGACACCUGACGGCAGCGAACAUCCUGUACCACAACGGCCAAUGCUGGAUCAUGGACCUGGACCACGCUGUCGAUGUCGGGUCCGAGAACCACGCUAAGUUGCUGACCCGUGACCUGGACAGCCUCGACGCGUUCUUCCGCGCGUGUGGUGUGCCCGCCGCAACGAAGCGCCAAGUUGGUCUCCUCGGCGCGGACGUCGCCAGGCAGUACGUCGUGAUGGAAUCUACUGAACCUCUGCUCAGGCGCUUCCCCGUGUUGGAGCCGCUGCUGCGCGACUGAGCUCCACGACACAAGUGAAUGGCGCAGGCGCCACCACCGAAUCAUGAAAAAAUAAAAUCUUUCUUGCGGCAUGGUCAGCUCAUCAACUUGAAGCGCUCAAUCCGGCGGUGGAAAGAUACAAGGAGGACACCUCGGCUCAGCUGGGAUCGCUAAUAUUGUUGAUUUGGUAGAGACCUCUGGUUAUUGAUUCGAAAUACACAUAUUCUUCCAU